This is a messenger RNA of Thamnophis sirtalis, 1309 nucleotides long. Lineage: Eukaryota; Metazoa; Chordata; Lepidosauria; Squamata; Natricidae. The record is from RefSeq and is a predicted model, not a curated record.
GCGAGGUUCGCCCAGCGACCAGCCGCCAGGGCGGACGGGCUGCCCCGGGCGAGAGCGGACCGUCUCCCGCUCCCAGCUUCCCGCCGCUUUGCCUCCGCUUCCCCGGCUCGCCGCUCCAGUCAGCUCCCAGGUGCUGCCCAGCCUCCGGACUGAGCGAGCCGGCGCGCCGCCUAGCCCUGCCCGCGGCCGCCUUGACAUGCUACCCAAAGUGGAGACGGAAGCCCUGGGACUGGUCCGAUCGAAUGGGGAACGGGGACACAUGCCGGAAAACAUGCAAGUGUCUCAAUUUAAAAUGGUGAAUUACUCUUAUGAUGAAGAUCUCGAAGAACUGUGUCCAGUCUGUGGAGAUAAAGUGUCUGGGUAUCACUAUGGACUCCUUACCUGUGAAAGUUGCAAGGGCUUCUUUAAGCGAACAGUCCAGAACAAUAAAAGGUACACAUGUAUAGAAAAUCAAAGCUGCCAAAUUGACAAAACUCAAAGAAAACGCUGUCCUUAUUGUCGCUUUCAAAAAUGCCUAAGCGUUGGGAUGAAGUUGGAAGCUGUGAGAGCCGACCGAAUGCGUGGAGGCCGGAACAAAUUUGGGCCCAUGUACAAGAGGGACAGGGCCCUGAAGCAGCAGAAGAAAGCUCUCAUCCGAGCGAAUGGACUCAAACUAGAAGCCAUGACUCAGGUGAUUCAAGCAAUGCCCACUGAUCUCACGAUAUCCUCUGCCAUCCAGAACAUCCAUUCUGCCUCCAAAGGCCUACCUCUCAACCACACAGCCUUGCCUCCCACAGACUAUGACCGAAGCCCUUUUGUAACAUCUCCAAUUAGCAUGACAAUGCCGCCACAUGGUAGCCUACAAGGUUAUCAGAGCUACAGUCACUUUCCAAGCCGCGCUAUCAAGUCCGAGUACCCUGAUCCUUACACCAGCUCUCCAGAGUCGAUAAUGGGCUACUCUUACAUGGAUGGUUACCAUCAAACAAGCUCGCCAGCAAGUAUUCCUCAUCUGAUUUUGGAACUCUUGAAGUGUGAGCCUGAUGAGCCCCAAGUCCAAGCUAAGAUUAUGGCCUACUUGCAACAAGAGCAGGCCAACAGAAGCAAGCAUGAAAAGCUCAACACUUUUGGGCUUAUGUGCAAAAUGGCUGACCAAACCCUCUUCUCCAUCGUCGAGUGGGCCAGGAGUAGCAUAUUCUUCCGAGAACUUAAGGUUGAUGACCAAAUGAAGCUCCUUCAGAACUGCUGGAGUGAACUCUUAAUUCUAGAUCAUAUUUAUCGGCAAGUGGUACAUGGGAAGGAAGGCUCCAUCCUCCUAGUCACUGGGCAACAA